UGUCAUUUUCUUGGGAGAAUCCUGUCAUUUUAAAAUGUUUAAAAAAAUAGCAUACAUUUUUUCUUUUCUCUUGAUGAUCAUCACCAAACCAGCAGAUGCCUUAAACAAUGGAUUGGCACUCACACCAACAAUGGGCUGGUUGCACUGGGAGCGAUUUAUGUGCAAUACAGAUUGCACAAAUGAUCCAAAAAAUUGUAUCAGUGAACAGUUGUAUAUGCAGAUGGCCGAUAUCAUGGCAAGUGAAGGGUGGAAGGAACUUGGCUAUGACUAUGUCUGUAUUGAUGAUUGCUGGCUUGCUUCAGACAGAGAUUCUCAGAAACGCCUUCAACCUGAUCCCAAACGCUUCCCGAGCGGCAUAAAAAAACUUGCCGACUAUGUACAUUCUAAGGGCCUCAAGCUUGGUAUCUAUGAAGAUGUGGGUCACAAAACUUGCGCUGGUUAUCCAGGUAGCCUUGGUUACUAUGACAUAGAUGCUAAGACUUUUGCAGAAUGGGGAAUUGAUCUUCUAAAGUUUGAUGGCUGUAACUUUGACAAUCUGGAUCAGCUUGUUAAAGGAUAUAUUGACAUGUCAAACGCCUUAAACAAGACUGGAAGAGACAUAGUUUAUGCCUGUGAAUGGCCUUUAUACACCUGGGAUGGUGGUCUGCAGCCAAAUUAUACAGCAGUGCGGCACUACUGCAACAGCUGGAGAAAUUUUGCUGAUAUUUAUGAUUCAUGGAGUAGCAUUAAGAGUACCAUAGACUGGGCUGCAGACCAUCAGGAAAUCAUUGUGCCUGCUGCUGGACCUGGUGGUUGGAAUGAUCCAGAUAUGCUUGUUAUAGGCAACUUUGGACUGAGCCGUAACCAGGCAGUGACCCAAAUGGCAAUUUGGGCCAUUAUGGCAUCACCUCUGAUAAUGUCCAAUGAUUUAAGAAAUAUAGAUGGUUAUUCCAAGUCUCUUCUUCAGAACAAGUAUGUAAUUGCUGUAAACCAAGAUGCACUGGGAGCACAGGGUCAGAGGAUCAGCAAGAGCAACAACUUUGACAUUUGGAAGAGGGAGCUAUCUGGAAACAGUUUUGCCCUCGUCUUCCUUAACAGGGAGGAAAUUGGAGGACCCCGUAGUAUUGCUGUCAUCUUGAAUGACCUAGGGGUGGACAGUUCUUGUAAAAUGUCUUGCGUGGUCACUCAGAUCCUCCCCACCUACGAGCAGUGGGGUAGAAAGAAUCUAACUGCAGUGCUGCAGUUCACUGUCAAUCCCACUGGAAGUGUUAUGUUGCGUGUGGAACCAUUUUCAAACUAAUCGACAAUAGGCAUUCAAAACACACCUGUAUCCUAAUCAUUCGAAAUAUAUUCAAAAGAUUUUGUUUUAUAAUGAUUUGACAUGAUUGAAAAUAACAAAUAACAUAUCUAAGUCUACCAUACAUGGAAUAUGUGUAUUUAAAUCUGACUAACUGUAACAUAUAGCCAGUGUAUUAAACACAAACAUCAGUCUUGAAUCUUUGACCACCAGGAUCCAUUGGGAUGAGGGAAGGUACAGACUGUAGGUGAGAUGUGGCAGAAAACACGUCUAACGUUAUAUUCUGAAGGGUGAAAAUCAUCAAUUGAGCCACACUGCAACACCACUCUUGAAAACCUUGAAGGCGAAUACUGGAGGCUGAAGUUUCAGGAGUGUGGCCUGUGACCUGAACUGGUGUGCACUCUUACGGUGGUUUUAGUAGUAUUUACAAAACACCCUGAAGGGCAUGUUGCUAAUGUUAAACACCCGGAUUAAUUUUAUCAUGUAAAAUAUUGUUAUACACUAUAUAAAUACAGCCACCCUUAAACCUCGCAAAACGGGUGACUUUACCCACUAAUUAAUUUUACUACAUUCCAAGAAUUAAAUUUAAUCACAUUAAGUACCAAUCAGAUAAACUACAAUUUCAAUCAUUAUCUAACUGGUUCUGGAGGGUCUACUGCCUUGUCCAUUUGGCCAUUUAAUGGCCCCUCAAACUAAGUGGGUUUGAGGCUAUUCAUGUCACAUAA
Molecule: messenger RNA, 2001 nt
Organism: Acipenser ruthenus (sterlet)
Lineage: Eukaryota; Metazoa; Chordata; Actinopteri; Acipenseriformes; Acipenseridae
Product: alpha-galactosidase A-like
Exons: 7
Coding region: 35-1279 (414 amino acids)
Biological process (GO): glycoside catabolic process; oligosaccharide metabolic process; glycosylceramide catabolic process
Cellular component (GO): cytoplasm
Molecular function (GO): alpha-galactosidase activity
Source: RefSeq, a predicted model, not a curated record